AUCUAAACAUUUUGCAGCUGUCAUUUAUAGAGAUAACUUGUGAAAAAUAUAUUUAUAAUUCUAAUUAAAUCUUGCUUUAUUUCAAUAGUGGGAAAUAUUUAAAAGCAUUUUAAAUAAACUAAUAUUAUUGAAAUAUAAAUAAAAUGUCUAGUGAUGAAAAUAGUUAUGACUCAAAUAAUGAUGAUGGUCCGGAGGAGAAACGUUCCAAACAGUCUACAGGCUCACAUCAUAAGAAAUCCAAAAAACACAAAAAGCAUAAAAAAUCCAAUAAAUCGGACAAAUCCCAUAAGAAACAUAAAAAAACUAAAAAGAGACAUCGUCACCAUUCCAAUUCAUCUUCGGAAUUGGGCUCUGGUGAUGAGUCAACGGCCGAGAAAAAAAAGAGUGGUGCUAUUAAUGAAAAAUUUACGGAAAUUAUGAAAAAAGCAAACAAAGAUAAAAAUUGCGGAUUAAGGGUGGAGCACGAUGUUAAAAUAAAUAAAUUUCUAAUAACGAAACCAAACAUACACACCGAUCCCUGUAGUUUGGCUGAGGAAAUUACAAAGACAAUACAGACAAAAGUUGUGCCAGUUAUGGAAGUCGUAUCAUCUGGGAGUGAAAGUGAAGUACCUGUUGAUGUAGCAAGUCCGGAUUUAGCCAUAAUAGAAGAUGAUCUCAAUUUAGAUGAAUUGAUGAAACAAAAGGCUCUUUUACAAGCUCGCUUAGGUGCUUACAUGUCAGACACAGAAGGUGAUGGCAGUCGUUCAGGUUCUUUAGCGAAACGUCCCAUGCCCGAGACUGACUUAAUCUCGAAGAUGUUGCCUAUUCCGCCCACUACAACAGGAAAUGAUAAGAAUAAAAAGAUUGAACAAAAAAUUUCAGCAUCAUUUGCAACUAGUAAAAAUAAUUUAAAUAACAUUUCUAAAGAUAAAAUUACAAAUGAAAACGAUAUUAUAUUAUUGGAUGAUUCUAGCGGUGGUAAUAAUACACCGGUGGAGCAACAUUUGGCUAACAGGGAGCGAUCACGUAAGGUAAGGCAUUCAAGUGACCGUGAUCGUCGAUCUGCCAGAGGACAUAAAUCAGUGACACCACAACCAGCAAACAUGAUUAAAGCUAAAAGUGAUCGACGUUCCUCAAGAGAAAUUAGAGACCAUCAACAAAGACGCUCACAUUCGGAGCGUCAUUCUCGCAACAGUCGUAGUCGUUCUACCGGCCGCAGAGUUGAUUCGCACGAUAGGCGACAUCAUGUAGAAGUUGAUGAAGAUCGUAAUCGUAUGCGUCAUAGGGAUCAUUACGAUCAAAAUCGUCAAAAAGAAGAUCUUCGACAAGAAAUUAAUAGAGAUAAAUUACGUGAAAAUGACACCAGCCGUGACCGCGAUAAUAAGGGACGAGAUGACAGAACAACUCGGCCUGCCGACCGGAGUGGAGGCGCAGCGAAUAAUCGAGGCCAGGAGAGAGGUCGUGAUCGCAAUAGAGAGCGUGAAAGAUGGAUGCGUGAGAGAUCGCAUAGUCGCAGUAAAGCCGAAUCGGAUCGUAAACGUGAGCGAGAAAAAGAGCGACAACGUUCGGGACACGAUCGUAGUGAGCGUAGUGAUACCAAAGAUCGUUAUCGCGGUUCGCUCAGCGAAGGACAAAAGGUUCAUCAAAAAGAAUCCAGCAGUGAUGAGGAGGUAAAUAUCAAUAUAAACAUCGAAGAAGACGAUGACGAAGAGAAAAUCAUUGAAAUGAGACGUAAACAACGUGAAGAAUUGCUAAAGAAAUUAGCUGGCUCAAAACAAACAGAUGCACCAAGACCACCACCACCACCUGCCCACUCCAUCUCAUCAUCUUCUUCGGCUACCAACUCACAUAAUGACAGCGACAGUAAACGUAAAAAUUCAUAUAAUUCAGACAAAAAAGAACGUUCGGCCACACCUCCACCAACAAAACAACGUAGAUCUCGUACACGUUCACCUUUGACAUCCGAAUCGUCGUCUCGUCAUCCCACAGAACAAAAUGAUGCUACGCCUGAUGAUAAAGGAGACCAAGACAAUAACAAUAAAACAGCCAAUAAUACAAAUAAGGAAAAAGAAAAGAGACCAGAAUGGGAUAUGUUUGCCGACCAAGAUGUAGAUUCGAAUUUCGAUUCUCCCAGUACCAUAGUACAAAAUAAAAAUAUGGCUGAAAAUCCAGCUCUCACUGAUAAUUGGGAUGAUGCUGAGGGUUAUUAUCGUGUACGCAUUGGUGAAGUCUUAGAUACUCGAUAUGUUGUAUGCGGCUAUACUGGUCAAGGUGUUUUCAGUAAUGUUAUUCGAGCCAGAGAUCAAGCCAGAGGAAAUGCAAAUGUUGCUGUUAAAAUUAUACGUAACAAUGAAAUAAUGCAUAAGACUGGCUUGCGUGAAUUGGAAAUAUUAAAGAAACUAAAUGAUGCCGAUCCUGAUGAUCGUUUCCAUUGUUUACGAUUAUAUCGACACUUUUUUCAUAAACAGCAUCUUUGCAUGGUCUUUGAACCAUUGGCCAUGAAUUUGCGUGAAGUUCUUAAGAAAUAUGGCAAAAAUGUUGGCCUACACAUCAAAGCUGUGCGCAGUUAUACGCAACAACUGUUUUUAGCUUUAAAACUUUUAAAGAAAACUGGCAUAUUACAUGCUGACAUAAAACCUGACAACAUUUUGGUAAACGAAAAUAACUUAAUCUUAAAAUUAUGUGAUUUUGGUUCGGCCUCCACCAUUAACGAUAAUGAAAUAACACCCUAUUUAAUAUCGAGAUUUUAUCGUGCACCUGAAAUUAUAUUGGGCAUACCUUAUGAUUAUGGUAUUGAUAUGUGGUCGGCGGGUUGUACCAUUUAUGAAUUGUAUACGGGCAAAAUACUCUUUAGUGGAAAGAGUAAUAAUCAAAUGUUGAAAUACUUUAUGGACUUGAAAGGUAAAAUUCCAAAUCGCAUUAUACGCAAAGGACAAUUUAAAGAUCAACAUUUCGAUCAAAGUUGUAAUUUCCUUUAUCAUGAGAUUGAUAGGAUUACCGAAAGGGAAAAAAUUGUUGUAAUGCCAGUCAUGAAAUCUUCCCGCAAUUUGCAACAAGAAUUGAUAGCUGAUCAAAAUCUACCCGAUGAUCAGCAUCGCAAAGUGACACAACUAAAAGAUUUACUGGACAAUAUGUUUGCUUUGGAUCCCUCUAAACGUAUUUCAUUAAAUCAGGCUCUAACACAUCCCUUCAUACAGGAAAAGAUGUAAACUCACAACAGCAAGCUCAGCACCCACCAACAAUUGGCCAUUACAAAGGACAAUGGCUUAGUAUA
Messenger RNA from Calliphora vicina (urban bluebottle blowfly), 3253 nucleotides. It is a transcript of the gene Prp4k, whose product is annotated as Pre-mRNA processing factor 4 kinase. Lineage: Eukaryota; Metazoa; Arthropoda; Insecta; Diptera; Calliphoridae. The transcript has 9 exons. Gene Ontology annotation, molecular function: ATP binding; protein serine/threonine kinase activity. The coding region runs from base 144 to 3188 and encodes 1014 amino acids. The record is from RefSeq and is a predicted model, not a curated record. Gene Ontology annotation, biological process: peptidyl-threonine phosphorylation; peptidyl-serine phosphorylation; mRNA cis splicing, via spliceosome.